GGCGGCGGCCCCCAGCCGGGGGAAGCGGCGUGCCCUCGUUCUGUCUUCCAGCUCCUUCGUUCUCCUUUCCUCCCCCCACCUGCUGUCCUGGGAGGAUGAGUUCGGGAUCAACAGCGGGGUCUCAGUUUGAGCUGAGGCCUCUGGAACAAAAGCUCGUGGGGGCAUCUUCUUCUUCUCUGUCUGGGGAAUAGCUCCUCUGUCUUCUCAAAGGCAGUUGUUCGGUGCAAAUUUAGACGUGCAGUAGCUUGAAAGGCCCUCAACAGGACAGGCAGACUGGAGGAACCCGGUGGUGGUGGUGUAUAGCUGCGGCAGCAGCGGCGGUGCUGAGGUUCGGGGUAUUGGGGCGGUUGUUCUCACUCUUGCAGCAGUAGGCGCAAUGUGGUUUCCCUGUCUUGAGAUGAUCAAGGUGAGAAUGAAAAUUGUACGAGAAGUGUGGCAAAGGCCCUCGAAGAGACUUGUGAGAGAACGGACAUCAGUGUUAAAUAAUUGGUGUGGUGCGGUUUGUCACAGGCAUGGGAAGUUACUGGUUGUCUUGUGAGCGGAGUCACCUUGCUGUGUUUGGGGGGGGCUGUGGAGGAGGCGAAUCUCACUGAGAGGUAGGCUUUCAGGAAGCGGAUUCCAGUGGUCAGUGGGGUCCCCCCCAUCUAUAACAGGCAUUUUGUUUUCCUCUCUUAAUGGUGAGCUUUAGCAAAGAUCGGAGAGAAGACCGCUGACAGUCACAAUGGAAACAGCGGUUCUGCUUUUACCGUCUGUCUGGGCCCUCUGUAAUCUCAUUUCUGGAACAGAAGAAGUUAUAUCAGAGUCCAGCACUAAGUUUGUCUCAGUGAGGAAUGACUGGGUGGACACAAGCCAUUUCUUAGGCCCUCUGUUACUGUAUCCUGGGCACUCUUUGAUGUGCUCAGCAGAUUGUAUAGUUCUCAACAGGUUCAGCUGAGAAAGGCAUAAGGUGUCCAUAUGUCACAGGAGUCUGCAGGAGGAGAGGAAACUUGGGGAGGCUGUGCUGGUGAGCAGGAAAUGCCUGUGUUAUCAGCAGGUAACAGUAGCUUAGCAAGAGGUGGAAAGAAGAGGAAACAAUCCACACAAUAAUGGAGGAAGGGAAAAAAUGGCAGCAGGGAAGAUGAAAUGGGCUAUAGAGACAGCACAGAAAAGGUAAAUUGUAUUCUAGGGGGUAAAAAGAAUGAAAAAAAUAAUUGGGAAAUUUAAAGUGUUGAGGGAGACUGUGAGAAACAAGGAAAGUAAGGUAAUCCUGUCUUUUAAUAGGUAUUUUGGUGGAGAACCCAUCAGCACAGAUUUUGAGGAUCAUGAGCUCUCCUUGCGUGGAGGCUGUGGAUGGGACCAGCCACUUUGGAGCAGGAAGCCAGCAACCUUUUCACACAUGCAGCUGCCAAAUCUGCUGUCCAGAAGUGAACACCUGCUGGGACCAUUCACUUGUGCCUCAAAACAGGCUUAUUUUUUAUGCUGAUGUCAAAUGAUGUUUUUAUCUAUGCGAGUGGCUAAUUCAGUCUCCUACAAAUAGAUAGUAGGGUGUAUUUCAUGGACUGAUACUACUGUGGGGAAAGUGCUUUCCACACUAGGUUUUGGGUUGUCAAGUCUGAUCUGGUAUCCUGUUACCAGUAUUGAAAUAUUUUAUCAGUGGAAGCUCUGCAUGCUUUCGCUUUGUCUGAUUUAUACCAAAUCUCUUUUCUAAUCCUUUGCUAGAUGUUGCAUCUUUUUAUAUGGUGUCUUUGUCUAUUUCACUGACAUCUUGUCAGCCUUUGUUAUUUAACAAUACUGUUUUGGAAUUGCAGCCCAAUGGAGUAUUGUAGUGCAAGUGAUGGUGUCUUGUCAGUCUUUGUGAAAUGUUAGAGUAGCUUCCACAUCAUUCUUCUUUACCUUUAAUGCCUUCUUUUCCCCUUUGACUGUCCUUGCUCAGAGUCUUUCAUUUGUCUGUCUGGUGAUGCUUUGAGUACCCAGUGAUACUCAAAUAUUGCCCUAUAUAGUGAUUAGUUGCUCUAUACCCCAGUAACUUGUAUAACUAGCACAAAUUUUUCUUAUAGUGCAGAAGUCUAAAGGUGUCUGAAUUUGAACGGUGUGGUGGCAAAUUCUUUGGUCUAAGUCCUAGAAUUUACUGGUUUUCUUCAGUCCGUGCGAAACCCAACAGCCUGAUUACUUCAAGUUGCUGAGCUGCUUGGCACUCAGCUCUUACCUGAAUGCAAGCACAGUUCUUUGGUCUGAAGGGGAUUUCAUGUUCUGGGCAAGCAGGUAAUAAGUUAUUGUACAAGGGUGACGUGGUGAAAAAUGGAGAACCUGAGGGAGAUCAGAAAGGGUGACAGUCAUCCCUAAGAAGAUCGGGGGCAAGGGUGUUUGCAGGAGUCCAAGCAAGAGAGGAUAUCAGACUGCAGUAAGAAAAGGGGGAAGGGUGUUUUGGGGAAACAGUGUAAUGAAAUAGUGCUGUAUUCAUAUUUCCUUUGUCCCUUGUGUGGCAAACUAGUGUUCCCAUAACCUUCCUCAGAGGACUAAAGAGUGUUGACAGAUCAGAACUCCUGUGUGUUCAGAACAAGCAAAAAGAAAAUGUUUCUUGAGGCAGCGCUUGGAUGUGCUUAUCACAUCUUCUGGAUGAUGUGAGUAGAUUCUGAAGCAGAAAGCCUUGGUUAUUGCAAGGAUGAGAGUGACUGGGAUGAUGAGUCCACGCUCUGAGCCAAUGUGACUGACCUCAUGUUGCUUCCUGAAUAUGGCAGCACAUUUGGGCAGAGCAUGGAGAAACUUUGUGUCAUGGGGCAGUGUCCAACAGAAAAUUCCAGAAGACUAUCUUGUGCAUUCAUCAGCACUUUGGGUAGAAUUGAUUUUGUUGUUUCUUGUGUUGUUUGUGUUGGUUUUCUAGUCAGCGGUCAGAGGAGAGAAGGAAUAUUUUAUAACACUGUGGGGACCUCACAGCAGGGCUAGAAUAUGAAACUGCUCUUUGGUGUUGUGGGGUUUUGUUCUUCCUGCAGUGAAUCAGACUAUAAGCUAUUCCUAUUGGUAAGUGAGACCGUGAAGACUGAAUGUCUGGAUUUUGGUUGUUUAUAGGUCUCUUGGGUGCUGAGGAGGCUUUGCUAUGGGAAUUGCUUCGUUGCAGACUGAGCAGAGCUAUGGUGAAUGUGCAGUGCAGAGAGACUGUCUCUGAGUCUUAACAGACAGACUGAACUGGCCACGUGGUUUUCCUGCACCUUCUGGCUGGUCUAAUGCCAUGAGGGAUGUGAUGAUACCCAUUUAAAGGCAAUGGGGCAAGAACAGCCUAUUAAAGUGCCAGGACUGAGAGGCGACCCCUCGGAAUUUGCAAUGCAGCCAAAAUAUAGCCCAGUGCAGAGCUCAUACUGCUCUUUGUACCAGGCAAAAACUUUGAACUGGUCUUGUGUGUUCUGUUGAGUGGAAAGAGAAGCAAAGACACAUUGGAGAGAGGGGCAGACUAUUCUAGUGCUAAAGACAGCAGCAAUUAAUGAGGCAGAAAUCAAAGGCUGUAAGAUGCAGUGGCUUCUUUCUGCAAUGCAGUUGGAUGGCACCACUGUACUCAUGUCACUGUCUCAGACUCUGAGACAUUCUUCUUGGUGGAGUUUGAGGGUGGGGAGUGCCUUGAGAAGCUGUUCAGUUCAGGUGUGUCCUGCACUCUAUUCCAGAUCAAUCUCACAUGUCUUUUGAGGAACGACUGCAGGCGCAGAGUGGUAAGAGAAUGAAAACGUGCAAGCAGGUGACCGGCGGGAAGAAAACUGCAAAACCUACCAGAGCUAUGGUGAAGCAACAACAAGGCAAAAAGGGGCCAUUGGAGAUGUCUGCCAAAAAGCCUGUACCUUUUCUGCGACAAGUCGUCUCUGUUAAAAAGAAGGUCCACAGAGACCCUCGAUUUGAUGACCUGUCUGGGGAAUAUAAGCCUGAAAUAUUUAUGAAGACCUACAGCUUCCUGGACAGCAUCAAGAAGCAGGAGAAGGAGAUGAUUCAGAAGCAGCUGAAAAAAUGCCGGAACAUGGAGCAGAAGGAGAAACUCCAGCAGCUCCUGAACCGCAUGACACAGCAAGAACAGGCACAGAAAAAACAGCAGAAACUGAGGGAGAGGGAGCUGUCUUUGAAGAAACAACAGAGGGAAUUGGCCAAGCAGGGGAAGAAACCCUUCUUCCUAAAGAAAUCUGAGAAGCAGAAAUUGGAGCUGGCUGAGAAGUAUGCAGAGCUGAAGAGGAGUGGAAAGCUGGAGAGCUUCCUGAACAAGAAGAGGAAGAGGAAUGCCAUCAAAGACAAGCGCCAUCUGCCCUCACAAAAGAACUUGUGACUACUGGACAGACAUGCUGUUGUCUGGCGCUGGAACUCACUCUGCCCUGGCCAGAACUGAAAGAUGGCCAUCCCUCUUCCUAGUAUCUGCCUUUUACUGUACAGCGAUGCUGAACUGAAGGCAAUAAUAGUGUGUUUUGUAGCUGAAA
Messenger RNA from Egretta garzetta (little egret), 4424 nucleotides. It is a transcript of the gene RRP36, whose product is annotated as ribosomal RNA processing 36. The record is from RefSeq and is a predicted model, not a curated record. The coding region runs from base 3644 to 4276 and encodes 210 amino acids. Gene Ontology annotation, biological process: maturation of SSU-rRNA from tricistronic rRNA transcript (SSU-rRNA, 5.8S rRNA, LSU-rRNA). Gene Ontology annotation, cellular component: nucleolus; 90S preribosome. The transcript is spliced from 6 exons. NCBI's taxonomy places the organism in Eukaryota, Metazoa, Chordata, Aves, Pelecaniformes, Ardeidae.